AAUGUUGGCACUAUAAUUCAAAUCUACGUCCAACUAUUCAAUGCGUUUUUAAAGAUUUAAAUAAUAUUGAUUAUAAUGACCUAUUUGAUGUUAAAGAGAUUUUUACGGGAAAUAAUAUGAAUAUAGAAUGUAAUAAACUAUCAUUAGAACCAAAAAGUUUAAAUACUACAGAUUUGAUGAAACAUUGUACUGAUUUGUAUAAUGAAACAGCAAAAGAGUUGGAAUUAAUCUCUUCAGCCAUUUCGUCUCUUAAAGAAGCAAACCAAACCAGCACAUUUUAUUUAAAUUCUGCCUUGAAUAUAAUUCCAAAAGCAUCACUUUCUUCAAAUCCUACUAGUUACGAAAAUGUGUUUCUUUAUAAUUUGAAUCAAUUACUUAUAACUCAAUUCGAUAUUCAAGGUGUCUCAAAAAAUAGUACAUGUUUUAUAAUUUAUCAUAUAAAAAAAUAUAUAGAAAACAAUAACAAAAACCCACAUGAAAUUUUUAAUCAAUAUAAUAAUCAUAAAGAUAGAUCUUACUUUACAAGCAUCAUCGGUUUCUUUCAUGAACAUGGGAUUGGUACAACUGUAAAUUAUUGUGAAGCAUUUAAUAUGUAUGAAGAAGCAUCUAAAGAUCUUUGCCCAACUAAUUUUGUAAAUCAACACGAACACUUUCUUUUAUCAAAUAACUUGUUAAGAGAAAAUUUAUUAAAAGAAAAUCAACUUGUUGGAUUAAUCUCUCUUGGUUUACUUUAUAUUGAUGGAAGGGGUGUUAUGAUAAAUAGGAAAAAGGCAUAUCAAUUAUUUUUAAGAUCUGCUAUCAGAGGAUCUAGUUUAGGAAAAUAUUAUGUUG
Messenger RNA from Racocetra persica, 831 nucleotides. NCBI's taxonomy places the organism in Eukaryota, Fungi, Glomeromycota, Glomeromycetes, Diversisporales, Gigasporaceae. The record is from the annotation of a GenBank genome assembly.